Messenger RNA from Gadus macrocephalus (Pacific cod), 1412 nucleotides. RefSeq names its product harbinger transposase derived 1 (gene harbi1). The coding region runs from base 76 to 1185 and encodes 369 amino acids. Lineage: Eukaryota; Metazoa; Chordata; Actinopteri; Gadiformes; Gadidae. The transcript is spliced from 7 exons. The record is from RefSeq and is a predicted model, not a curated record.
GUUGCCAGAUUGGGCCAGAUUUCCCGCCCAAUCUUGCACUCUUGGCAACUCUUUGCGCCAGAUUAGGAGGGAAAUAUGACCCAAUCUGGCAACACCGUUCCCCAGGAAGAAGAGAAGCACUGGCAAGAGAAACAAGCAGCAAUGGCGGUGCAGAUCGCGAUACUGGACUGUGACCUGCUUCUCCACGGGCGAGGUCAUAAGACCAUGGACCGGUUUGACCUCGACUCGGUCUCCGACCAAUACCUCCUGACGACAUUCGGUUUCCCCAGAGAGUUCAUCCUCUAUCUGGUGGAGUUGUUGAGAGGGGUUCUGUGCCGCCGCACGCAGCGGUCUCGCGCCAUCAGCCCCGAGGUGCAGAUCCUGGCUGCGCUUGGCUUCUACACCUCGGGCUCCUUCCAGACCUCCAUGGGCGACGCCAUCGGCAUCAGCCAGGCCUCCAUGUCCCGCUGUGUGACCAACGUCACUCGGGCGCUGGUCAAGAAGGCCCCGCAGUUCAUCUCCUUCAACAGGGACGCCGGCACCAGGGAGCUGUCCGUCCAGGAGUUCCAGAGGGUGGCCGAGAUCCCGGGAGUCCACGGAGUGCUGGACUGUGUUCAGGUGGCGAUCAAGGCCCCCAACAGCGAGGACUCGUCCUACGUCAACCGGAGGGGCUUCCACUCGGUGGGCUGCCAGCUGGUGUGUGACGCCAGGGGGCUCCUGCUGAGUGCCGAGACCUGCUGGCCGGGGGGGCUGCAGGACGCCGAGGUCCUGGAGAGGUCCGCCGUGGGCCAGGCCAUGGAGACGGCCACCGAGGACGGCUGGCUCCUGGGUGGGACACAGCACCCCCUGAAGCGCUGGCUCCUCACCCCCGUGUCCCUCCCCUCGUCCCCCGGGGAGCUGCAGUACAACCUGGCCCACGCCGCCACCUGUGAGAUCGUGGACCGCACCUUCAGGGCCAUCCAGACGCGCUUCAGGUGCCUGGACGGAUCCAAGGGCUACCUGCAGUACUCUCCGGAGAAGAGCUCGUCCAUCCUGCUGGCGUGCUGCGUGCUCCACAACGCCUCGCUGCAGUCCGGCCUGGACGCCUGGACCCUGGAGCGGAGCGAGGCCCCGGAGCCCCCCGAGACCUACGCACACUGCCCCGGGGGCCCGGACCCCGAGACCGAGGACAGGCGGCGGGAACUCAUCGCCAAGCACUUUGGAUGAGAGUCUCUCUCUCUCUCUCUCUCUCUCUCUCUCUCUCUCUCUCUCUCUCUCUCUCUCUCUCUCUCUCUCGUGGAUGUUGGGGUUUGUGAGUCGUGAAUUGGGGUGUGGUAGCAAAUUCAGUCAGUGUGUAUGAGAAUGAGGGUGCUCUGUGUGUGUGUGUGUGUGUGGCAGGGGUGUUUUGGGGUUAGCUUGAUGUAACGGCUGGCUAUUAAAAGGUCUAAAAGGUG